UAUGGCGGCGGGAAGUCCGUGCAUUUGUGGUGAUAGGAGUUUAUUCGGUGCUUUCUAGUGGUUUUUUUCUCCAGUAUUCAACAUCCUGGUUGCAGUUUGUUGUAGCGACAUGUUCAUAGUAAAUUGGUGCUGAUAUACAUUUGAUGUGAUGGUUUUAGCUUGGUUAGGAGAAUGGGGCUCAGAGGCUACUGAACCCUCGACUUGAAGUUUGUUUCCUGCUCACCGGAUGUUACUGUACGCCAUGUCCCGUGGAGCACUGCAGGGUGGCCGGGAAUUGAGGCUGCGAGUGCGUCAUAAGAAGCCAAAACGCCUAUUGCGCAGUUGGUACAACCUGGUCGGAAAGGACCACGCCAUCGCUAAUGGAGUGGAUCCUGCAGAUGAGGUGGGAAAAGAGAAAUGCCAUAACAGCCAUGACAUGGAAGAACAGGUGAAAAAGGACGUCAAGCAUCGUCACAAAAAUCAUGAGUUGCCUGGUCAUGACCUUGGAAACUUUGCUGAGCACGGUACUUCGGCCAAGGUAUGCCUCAACGGCAAAGUCUUUCCUAGUAUUCCCCCAGAAAAGAUUGUCAAUGGGAAGGGCUACAAUCAACAUUCAGAUCCUGGCACCACAUGUGCUGUUGACCCAUCUUUUGACGACUCUGACUCUGGUCAGGACAAUGACCUUGUGUGUAGCGUCUGCACCACAGGGGAGUCAGAACCUCCGAAUGAGAUUGUCAUCUGUGACACUUGCAACAAAGGAUUUCAUCAAACGUGCCAUGCACCCAAAAUAAGUGACCAGGUUCUGCUGCCAAAUAUACCAUGGCACUGCCGAAACUGCGUUCCUGUGGGCUCUGUGCGGAAAAGUGCAAAGAACUACAAAAAUGGUAAAAUGCAUCCAUCGCCAUUCACUUUGAAAAACAGCAGCCAUCACAUCCAGCUGCGAGUUUCACGUGCCCGGGUACAAAUGUUCAAGCUUGGUUUUCCAUAUAAUAUGAAUACGUUGCAGUGGGAUGAUCAACACAAGGUGAACACCAAGAAGUGCUAUUGUUAUUGUGGAGGACCGGGCCAGUGGAAUUUGAAGAUGCUUCAGUGUCGUUCGUGCCUACAGUGGUUUCAUGAAGCUUGCAUUCAAGGCCUUGAAACCCCAUUGCUAUAUGGUGACAGCUUUUACUACUUUACAUGCUCUGUGUGCAAUAAUGGGCCAGAAGUUGUCAAGCGGAUGCCCCUAACCUGGAUGGACAUUACUCAUUUGACAUUGUACAACUUGGCGGUGGAGCGCCGCAAGAAGUAUUACGACUUGGACGAUGUAAUUCUUCCUUACCUCAACUCUAUAUGGCUGGCAUUGCAGUUGCCAACCGAUAUUUUUCGCUCUUCUGUUCGUGAAAGGCGAACGAACAUCUAUAGGUGCCUCUGCAGCGACAGAACCAGGUUCAAAUCUGGCAAAGAAGUUAAAAAAAGGACAUCACUAUGGGGCCUUCGAAACAGAAAUGCUCCGCCUAUUCCGGGCGAAGAGGCACCACGAGUACUUCGAAGUGUUGUGCCUGCCUUACCUCUUCGUGCACCGCUUCGCAAGCCUGCUGCAGGUGUUCGUGUAUUCAGGCGUGGUGGUCUAAAGAACUUAGUUGGACUACGAGAGCGAGUAAAUGGCCAGAAGAAAGCAAGAAGAAAAAGACGCCAGAGGAGUCGCAUGAAGAACAAUGGCUGCCAUUCCAGCAAGUUGUCUAAUGGCCUAGGCAGAAGCAAAGCACGAGUUCACAGUGUUCAGAUCUCACAUGAUCCAUUUGACUGUGACGAGGAAGCUGCGAGUUCAGGUACUGGAGAGGGCAGCACUUUCUUGGACGCCUUCAUACCACCACUGCGAGAUUUUCAUGGUGGCAACCAUCCAUUUCGGGAUGAGGUGCUCUUCCCACCUCCUCCUCCCCCAAAGCCUAGGCCCGGGAGGCCUCCAAAAAAGCGCACACUUCCAGUGCCACUCAAGCCAGUUAAGCUCAAGUUGCGUGGUUCCCAACGGAGACUGAUUUUUGGUAUUGGUGACACAGACUCUGAAGACUAUAGUAGCACUAUGAGCAGUACCAGUACAACCAGUGCUGGUAGUGCAACCAGCUCUGGUAUUAUAAGCAGCACUAGCGGCACAAGCAGCACUGCCAGCUCACGUGUAGACUGCAGCACCCAGGGCCGGGGAUCACUGCGGUGGAAGGAGAUGCUUCGUAGUAGUGAGGCUGCUAGCAGUGAAAAGAGCAGUUUCACUGUACUUGCCAAGCGCAUUUCGAUUGACGGAAAAGUGCAGUACCUUAUAGACUGGGACAAUUGUGGAAGCAAAACAUGAUGGUUUGACGAAUACACAACCCUCUUCAGGACUUUAUUCUCCUUGACUGUGUGUGCUGGUGUGCUUGUGUGUGUGAAGUCAUAUGUUGGUGCAUUGUGUAACUGGCCACAAAUACCAAGGAUUUGGUUCAGUGAAGCACCAUUGUACAGGCAGCUGCUAUGGACUGCUCAAGAUUUUCUGUUGCUGUUCUCUUUCAAAUGCUGCAUGUUUUAUGAGUUGUUAGAUCUGCACAUGAUGGGAAUAUAUGGGACUCAUUGGUCAGAAGGUGCCCUCUAUAUUUUUUUUUCGGAACAUGGCAACAAUUAGAAAGAACGUUGAAUAGAUUUUGUCACUAUUGUUAGCUUUCAAAUUACUUCUUAAUUCUACUUUUCAAUUUUUAAUUUGUUUUGGGUUUUUGUCACUAUUGUUAGCUUUCGGAUGACUUCUAAUUCUAGUUUUCAAUGUUUAGCUUGUUUUUGGUGACAGCAAGAUAAAUAUGAACUGAAUUUGACUCUGUGCAACUGCCACCAUAAAUUAGUUUUUUCAGCAAAUGCUUAUCACAGACAUGUGAACCAAGACCUGCCAGCUGUGCCAGUUAUGAACAAUUUUUGUAUGCCAUUUUUUAUAGCUAGUUCCUAAAUUAAUUUCAGGUUUGUAAUAAAGACAAGUGAAUUAUACCAAUUUUCUAAUGUCUUCACAACUUAACAGUGUUGCCUGAGAAGACCUCUUUCUUGUCAGGGUGAUACAAGACCGGCCAUGCUUUCUUGAAUUCAAGUUAACUGCAGUGUUAAUGGCAAUCAAUUCAUGCUCUUGAGGCACCAUAUGUGUUUUACAUCUGCUGAAACACUGCCAUUUUGCUUUCUAAGGUAGGUUUAUACAUUUCUCCUAGUCUUAUUUGCUUUUUAGGGGGUGAAAAGUGAUUGGUCUUCUUUUUUCCCUUUUGCUCUCCCAACACUUACUUUUAAGUCUUUUCUUUCAAUAAUUAUUGAAUUUUUUUAGUCCGUUGUUUUUGUUUGUUUUCACAUGCACAUGUUUGCUUAUAAUAGUUUUAGGUCAGAUACUACCAAUUGGAUCAGCGUCGCACUUACAACAGUGUUUCACUUGAGGGUUUAGUGAAUUUUGGUAUGAUGUAAAGCCUCCUUCAAAUUCUAGCCAUUAACCUCAAAUGCCUUCUCUACAUUUCACUAUUUUAUAGAGCACCUUUCUUUUUGGCUGUGGUAUGUUGUACUUAAGUACAUUUCAUUCGGUAGUGGGCCUUGGUGGCACUGCACAUUAAUAAAUAUGAACCAAAGAGUAAUGGACUCCAUCAGAUGUUGCUUCGUGUUUGCAUCAAAGUGCUGUUAUAGUGAAAUAAAGUUAUAUUUACGAG
Molecule: messenger RNA, 3653 nt
Organism: Rhipicephalus microplus (southern cattle tick)
Lineage: Eukaryota; Metazoa; Arthropoda; Arachnida; Ixodida; Ixodidae
Gene: Pcl
Product: polycomb protein Pcl
Biological process (GO): negative regulation of gene expression, epigenetic
Cellular component (GO): nucleus
Molecular function (GO): chromatin binding; DNA binding
Source: RefSeq, a predicted model, not a curated record